AGUGAGAUACCACUUGAGCGGACAGCGGACAGCGGACGAGCGAGCUGACGGAAAUGCUGUUGGCAAAGUGAGGAUAGGCCACAUGGUCGACCUGGUUUCACCCAGAUCUCCCAGUUAGAUGCGUGCAACACUUGCAUGGAGGCCAACACUACACCACUUCACAGCUAAGAAAUGUUCAUAGAAGGAGGGAACACUAGAUCCCCCUUCUAGCUGGGGCAAGGGACACCUGGUUUUACAUGGACCUGACACCUCUGUCGCUCUCCCCCUCCUAUAAAGUAACUGGGAGAAAAGUUUGCCCUGGAAUGAAAGGUUGAACUUUGGGAGACAUAGAUUCCCACGGUGCUAGUGGGUACUAGGUACCUUCAUCUCUUCAACUUUGGGUGUAUGUGGUUUCCUUAACCAAGUCCUGGUGUGAGGUCAACGACCUGAUGGUUGAUCGUACACUCUGGACGUGGGAGUGCCUUUUAGAGAAUUGUUUGGUGCUGUGCAUGUAAUUCCACUGGAGGUAAUGGUGUAUUCUAGGAAAGUUUUGUGGAGCAUGGUUAUGGGUAUGGUGGAGAAAAUCACGCAUGACUCCUGAACCCAGAAGUAGAGUAAUAAGAAUAAGCGGAUAAGCUGCCUACCUGACGAGUCAAGAGUGAUUUUCUCAGUUAACACAUAAUUUUGGAUUUUCCUGUAUGUGCAUGCCACUGGCCAGGUUAUUAGUUACAAUCUUCGGGUUCUGUGCAUUAUGAAAAAUUUAGGAUUGAUAUUCUCUAGUGAUUAAUAUUAUUUUGUGGGGUUCUCCAGACAUGCUAUGAUUGAUCCAUAUGGAUUAUUUCGUCUGGUGCAAAUAAUAUAUGUUCUAUUGUGCAAGUAAUAUCGUUUUAAUUUAAUUAGUAUGCUAUUAAUGUUGGUGUAUGGCAAUGUAGGAUGUGUGAAUGGUUUAAUCCAAAUACAGUAUUUCCUAUUGUGCCAGUAAUAUUUUUUUUAAUUUCAUUAUUGUACUAUUAACAUUAGUGCCUAUUGAUGUAAGACAUGUUGAGAAAUUAAUCAAAUUGUCUCUUGUGCAAUUAAUAUAUUUAUUGAUGUUGUAAGGGGGUACUAUCUUUGUGAUACAAGUGUCAUAUCAUUACCAGUCCGUCUCUUUAAUCCCAAUCGCAGCAACACCAGUCCAGGUCAAGGUAAAUACUUUAUUCAUUUUAUUUGUGCUGGUUUGGUAUUCUGAGGGGCCCUUCCACUGCAUUACUAUACAGUACAUUAAAAUAAAAACCUUUUUACCGCAAGCAGUAAUGAGUAGGAUAUAACCCUUAAACAAAUAUUAUGUUAAGUUGUAAGUCAUGUCAUGUUUAGUGGGCGUGCCUGCCCAUAUAUAGAGUAUUUAGUUAGUGAAGUUACAGAGACAAGAAGUAGUAAUGGUGUUGUGUGGCAGUAGGUAAGGACUUGAUUGUAAGGACUUGAUUUGCCCCCCAGGCCCCGUUGUGGGUCGUUUGACCUGUGC
This is a messenger RNA of Homarus americanus (American lobster), 1480 nucleotides long. RefSeq lists its product as uncharacterized. The record is from RefSeq and is a predicted model, not a curated record. Lineage: Eukaryota; Metazoa; Arthropoda; Malacostraca; Decapoda; Nephropidae.